AUGCGGAUUCUCGUGACGGGAGCGGCUGGAUUUAUUGGCAGCCACACAACACUCGAAUUGGUGGAAGCUGGCUACGAUGUAAUGUGUAUAGAUAAUUUCUCUAAUUCCGUGUCCGAUGGCAAAGGAAACGCUGUUUCGUUACUGCGAGUGGCCGAAUUAGUUGGUAAGCCGAUACCAUUUGAGGAGUGCGAUGUCUGUGAUAUAGACCACCUAGAUGCUGUAUUCGCAAAGGGAAACUUCGAUGGCCUCAUUCAUCUAGCCGCUUUGAAGGCCGUUGGGGAAUCAGUUGCAAUGCCUUAUGAAUAUUAUUCUAACAACCUCGUCGCUAGUCUUAACCUUAUUAAGAUGUGUCAGAAGUAUAACGUUAAGAACUUUGUUUUCUCUUCGAGCGCCACUGUAUAUGGCAUUCCAAAGGAAUUGCCAGUCACAGAGAACAGUCCCACUGGCCAGGGAAUAACCAACCCUUAUGGGCAGACCAAAUACAUGAUGGAGCAAAUACUCAUUGACGUUGGAAAGGCACACCCCGAUUGGAACAUAAUUCUCUUGAGAUACUUCAACCCAGUAGGCGCUCACCCGAGCGGAAGAAUAGGUGAAGACCCAAGAGGCGUGCCAAAUAACCUUAUGCCCUUUGUUAGCCAGGUUGCCAUAGGCAAAUUGCCUGUCCUUAAGAUUUUCGGUGACAAAUGGGAUACACCUGAUGGGACAGGAGUACGAGAUUUUAUCCAUAUUGUAGACCUUGCUAGAGGGCACGUUAAAGCACUGGACAGAAUCAGAAAAGAAGGUCAUGUUGGAACGGAAAUCUAUAAUCUUGGAACAGGAACAGGAUAUUCAGUGAAAGAAAUGGUCGCAGCUUUCGAAAAAGCCAGUGGGCGUAAAGUUCCUACUGAGAUCGGUGAACCCCGUACCGGUGACAUAGCUUCUGUAUACUGUGAUCCUUCGUUGGCAUUGAAAAUGCUCGACUGGAAAGCAGAAUUCGGUUUGGAAGACAUGAGUCGUGAUCUUUGGCGCUGGCAGAGUAAUAAUCCAAAUGGUUUUGCACAAGCAUGA
Messenger RNA from Haemonchus placei, 1047 nucleotides. The record is from the annotation of a GenBank genome assembly. Lineage: Eukaryota; Metazoa; Nematoda; Chromadorea; Rhabditida; Trichostrongylidae.